Molecule: messenger RNA, 5348 nt
Organism: Cervus elaphus (red deer)
Lineage: Eukaryota; Metazoa; Chordata; Mammalia; Artiodactyla; Cervidae
Gene: BCL2L11
Product: BCL2 like 11
Exons: 4
Coding region: 1-1125 (374 amino acids)
Biological process (GO): meiosis I
Source: RefSeq, a predicted model, not a curated record
AUGUCGCCCGACUUCACUCUUGCUUUCAGUAUAUGCCCUCCGUUUUCCCUCUCCACAUCUCGCGGAGGAGGCAGAAGGGGACAUCGCUCUGCUUCUGUCCGCAAGGGCAACAACCAGGACGGGAGUCAAGACCUCACACCUACCCGCCCUCCCCUAGGCUGGGGCUCUGCGGGAGAGGGCGUUAAGGGCACGCUGUCACCCGACGCCAGGCCCUUGGUCGAAGCUCCUCAGCACAGUCUGGGUUGCGCGGACUGCCACCUCCGAGCCGACCGCCUGCUUGUGGCCCAAAUAAGAGCAUGUAGCCGGCUGCUUUCUCCGACUCCUUUUUUUUUUUUUUUAAAGUGUUCACAGGGUCACCAGAGCAGACGACGCGGGGGCGGCGGAGCUGCAGAGAAGCAAAAAACAACCAUCAGGGUUUCUUCUGUGUGGUUCUUUUCCGGUCCCCGUCUUCAUCGUCCAACCCCACGGAGAGUGCGGAGCAUUCGGGCGCGCGGCGGGUUUGGGGCUCCUCGCGGGCACGGAAGAAAAAAAGACCAAAUGGCAAAGCAACCUUCCGAUGUAAGUUCUGAGUGUGACAGAGAAGGUGGACAAUUGCAGCCUGCCGAGAGGCCUCCUCAGCUCAGACCGGGGGCCCCCACCUCUUUACAGACAGAGCGGCAAGGUAAUCCUGAAGGAGAAGGGGACCGCUGCCCCCAAGGCAGCCCGCAGGGCCCGCUGGCCCCACCGGCCAGCCCCGGCCCUUUCGCUACCAGAUCCCCGCUCUUCAUCUUCGUGAGAAGAUCCUCCUUGCUGUCUCGAUCCUCCAGUGGGUAUUUCUCUUUUGACACAGACAGGAGCCCGGCACCCAUGAGUUGUGACAAAUCCACACAGACCCCAAGCCCUCCUUGCCAGGCCUUCAACCAUUAUCUCAGUGCAAUGGCUUCCAUGAGGCAGUCUCAGGCUGUACCUGCAGAUACACGCCCAGAGAUAUGGAUUGCCCAAGAACUACGGCGUAUCGGAGACGAGUUUAAUGCAUAUUACCCAAGAAGGGUCCUCGUGCGUCCGCAGGCUGUCGAGGGCCGCCCGCAGAUGGUUCUCUUCCGCGUGCUGCGCUACAUCGUGCGCCUGGUUUGGAGAAUGCAGUGACGGCUCGCAGCGCUGAGCUCGUCUCGGCCGGCCAGCCCUGCAUGUGGGCUCUCGGUGCUCCGGCGCCCUUGGCGUGCAGCCCGCGGGCCUUCGCUGGAAGGGCGGGCGGAGAGCCAGCCGGCACGUCCCCGGAGGACACCACGCUGCAUCUGGACCUGACCUUUGUCUGUUCAUCACCAUGCGGCCGACUUUCCAACGGAAGCUUGUUGUGAAUGUAAAUGAGGGAGGGAUUCUCUUUUUUUAAAAACGACGUACAAAUCAUGGUUCUCUGGAGCAAGAUUUUAUGCAAGAAUGGUGUUUACAUGCAGGGUGUGUGUUUUUUUUUCCCACCUUUGAUAAGAGCAGGUUUUUCAAAAAGGAAAUGGAAACUUUUUAACCAACUCAUGAGUGAUUUUUGUACUAAAAUUUUAAGAACCUUUUGCCUACUCUCAGAGGAUUAUAUAAACUCUGCAGUGGAAACUGAGCCAGCUCAUUUAUAAAGCUGCCUUAGUUUAUUUUUAGAGGUCACCAUACAGCAUUUUUAAACAGGAGAGGUAUGACAUGGCUCCUCCCUUCCCAGUCAUUGCCUCUUGGACCCUUUUUUUUUUUUCUUUAAUCAUUAUUAUUAAUACCAAAAAAGUUUUUAUGAAAUGGAACUGGUAAAAGGGGCAGAGAGAGGUCCUGUGUCAGCCUGUAUUGACAUGCCACUCCCAUUGUGUAAAUACCUACUUACCUCCUUAAAAUUCAGUUGCAUCUGUGGCAAAAUUUUACUCUUGUGUGUGUGUGUUUUGCUUACAUCCUUUGGUGAUGCUCUUCCAGCCUGUCAGGGCACUGAUGAAUACAUUUAGUCCAGUGACUGUUUCCAUGGUCCGAGCCUGUAUCAGACAUAGGUCAGCCUGUCUCUUGGUAGCUUACCCACUGGGAAGUGCUCGCUGUCGGUUUUCGCCUGCUCUGAUGGACUUGUUCAGAAGUGCUCUGCAGAGGUUCAGGGCAGUCAUGAUGCCAGGUUUGCUGUCGGCUUUCCCGCCACACAGGGUGGGCUCUCGGCCUAAGGCUCCAGGGGACUGAUCUGCCCGCCUGUGGCCAGGUUCAGCUGCAGGGGGCCACACUCAAGCCCUCGUGAGAAUUGGCCGCGGCUGUGGCAGGGCUUUAAGCAGCUGUUUCCUGGGCAUCCUGGCUUUUCAUCCAACUCAGAGCUCAUCUGGCCUUCAAUGGCUCACACUUGGCUAACCGCUCUUUGAAGUAAAGGCUUCCUUCUGCUCUCAGCAGUUCUCAUAAAGAAUGCCAUCAUCAAAAAAAAAAAAAAGAAUGCCAUCAGACACAGGGAUGUCUGUCAGUUGUCCACCUCCUGGGACUGCUGGAUUUUGUCAGGCCCCCCUUCCUGCAGCCACUUCGGUUGGGGGUGCUCUUCCUUCACACCUGCCAGGAGGAUGGCAGAGAAUGGAAGCUCACGAGCUGGUUGGUCUUUUCAAAGGCAGUUAAACUACUGGGGAGAGCCAAGACAGACAACUGAGGAGCAUUGCAAGCGGGGAGGUGGGGGUCAUUCUGUGAACCCCAUCGCUCUUACAGUUUUUGAAACCUCAACUGAUUAAACAGCUUUUUUAAAAGACAUACAUGAUUUUUCAAACAAGUCAACAGUGCCAACAACAACUGUCAUGCUUGCUUUUGGCCCUUCGAGGACCAGUGUUUUUACCUUAUCGGUUGGAAAAAUUGAUUCUUUUUUGUAUCUUUAUAGUUUUAUAUAUAUAUAUAUAUAUGUUACAUAUAUACUUUUUCCUUAGGUAGAGAGAGAUUUGACUCCAAAUAUUUUUCCUUCCAAACAUUUUCUUUUCCCCAAGUAGCUUCUUGGGGUCUUGAAUUGUUUUAAAAGCUGUGUUGAGUCUCAGCCUGAGUCCUUUGACCCUUUGUCUUGAACCCCUCCGCUGGAUCCUCAAGUCCACGCAAGUGGUUAAGGCGGUCCAUGGAAUUGCAGCCGUGGGCCUGCUGGACACACACACACCAAAGACGUAUUUGGUUCUGGGACACUCCCCCCCAGGAUCUCCAUAUUCAUGGGCCAGUCUCUUGGACUGGAGCACUUUAUUCCUUCAGCACCAGUGCCCCGGGGGGCUGAGCGCUUGCUCACCCACUUGCAAGUUUACCUUGGGCUUGGGGGCCUGCAGGCCCCCUGGGCUGGCCGUGGAAGCAGCUGGUGAGGAAAUCAGAGAUUCUAUGAAUUGUAGAAGUAUUUAAAAUGAGGAUGUUGCCCCCGGGACUUGAGAGGUGACUAGACAUCCCUGUACUGUAUGUGUUGAUCACGAAGCCUCUCCCUGCAGAAGGUAUGCCCAUGGUUAGGUGUACCUUUGAUGUCUUUCUUUUCCUUCCUUUGACUUUUUGUAGAAAGCAAAAAUAAUUCGGUCCCUUGUUGGAAACUUAAUGCAGGUUUUGUGCCUUGACCACCUGGUCUCAUGUGACGUUUGUAGAAAGUGUCCUGUGAGUUUUCACAGAAAUACAAUAAACGCAUGAAAGUAACUUCAUGAGUGAAUUUGCAAAUUACCUGGACCCCUCCAUAGAACUGAAUUGAUAAAGAUUUUUUUUUGUUCCCUUGGUUAAAAAAAAAAAAAUGUACAUAGUGGGCUAUAGCUUUCUCCUGUUUCUCCUUCUUAAUAUUGUAUAUAUUUUUACUAUUUAUUAGAUUAGGAAGUCAUAUUUUACUUAUCAACUGAGCCAAAUGUCUGUGCAAUUAUGUGUCCUUUACUUUCUUGUAAAAUUUUGUACAGCCUAAAUGAGUAAAAGAAAAAAAAAAUCAGUUUUUACUAAACUUUUUCAGAAUUGAGGGAUGUAAAUAUUGUAGAUUCUUUUUCUAUGUAAUGUGUCCUACUGUUUCAUAAUGCUGUAACUUGUAGGAAUGUUGUAUAUUUAUUUCUGGCUUAUUUAAUGUCUUAAGUUCUGCAGAGUGUUGACCUCCCUUUCCCCUUUGCCCCCUGCUGUCCUGUUAACUGCUUUAACUCUUGAGGUGGUGACUGGUCAGCUCAUGGCAGGCCACUUGGUCUCCCCAGCAUGGCCCUCCAGCUUUGGUCCCUGGUAUUUCUAGUCCAGUGGGUUUGCUGUCCUCAUGAUGAGGGUUGUGUUUAGGCACCGUAAUGAGAGACCAGAAAUCUGAUAGGCUAUCAGAUUCUCCUCUAGAACUUUCCGGUGACUCUCUAAUUCCUGGACAGCUAGCUUUUCAUAGAAACAAGUGCUGUUAACUUCAGGCCAUAUCUUACAAAACAGAACACUUACUAUUAGCAGUGAGAAAGAUUUUUCCAUUGGAGAUUUACGCCUGACAGCUCAGUGUUCAGAGACACGCGCACGUCCACCUCUGCAGGUGCUGCCGUGAGACUGUUGAAGGCAGAGACCAGGCAGAUUGAACACCCUGGUUGACCAGUUGCCCUGCUUCCCAAGUGACUACUGGACCACCUCACACUACUAACCUUUGUUGGCAACUGAUAAGUAGUUGAAUCCCCCCCCCCCCCCCCAACUGUUCUCUGUGGCUUCCUUUGCUUUGAGGUGCAGACUCUACUAUGUAUCUUCAGGAACUAACUGUACAGGCCCGUACCCUCUCCCUAACCCUGAACCAUUUGGUCCCAGCAUUUGAUCCACCUGCGUCUUCAGGGUGACACCUUCCUUCUGCUUCUCCAAAGCCUUCAAGCAAGGGUCUGAACCCCACUGGCCUGGGUGCAAAGAGGUGAAAGCUUGAAAGAGAUUUUCUAGCGGUUCUGUGUUGAUGGCUUUGUCACCCCUGCUGAUUUAGCUUGGUGCCUGUGUGUGUCCAUUCUGCACACACGUGUGCAGUGACAUGACCACACGUGUCGCUAAACCAGCUGGGGUAACACCUGUCCUGCUCCGGACGGCAUCGUGUGUAAGAAGCACCCUCAAGCUCCCAGCUGAAUAACUUGACUACUUCGAUUUGGGGAUUUCAGACCUUAGAAGCUCUCUCUAAUUUGUACGUCCAGGUUCUGUGACCACUAGUUACUGUAUCAGAACUCAUCAGGUACUCAUUUAUAAAUAGCACUGAUCUGUCUGUAACUUUUCACUAGGACCCAGCGUAUGUAGCAUUUGUAUUGCAGUUUCCCUGGCUUGUGUUUUGCACUGAUGGAUUUUGACAGGGUAAUUGCCACUUUACUUGUGCAAUACUGCUGUAAAUAAUUGCAGAUUUUUUUUUUUUUUAAGAAACCCAAUCUUUUAUGUUCGUAAUGAAUUUUAUAUAAAUAAAACUUUCAAUUAGU